Brettanomyces nanus is the source of this 2346-nucleotide messenger RNA. RefSeq lists its product as uncharacterized. Bases 1 to 2346 code for a protein of 781 amino acids. Gene Ontology annotation, molecular function: monoacylglycerol lipase activity. Lineage: Eukaryota; Fungi; Ascomycota; Pichiomycetes; Pichiales; Pichiaceae. The transcript has a single exon. The record is from RefSeq and is a predicted model, not a curated record.
AUGAAGGUGGGAGAUAUUCAUCGUUUUAUUAUCACAUACGUUCCCGAUGAUCCAGAGGGAAUCUGCCAAUCGCUUUAUAUUGGUGUGAAAAAUGUAGAAAAUGUGUUUCUCACGCCGAACAUAUUGUCCGGGCCGUAUAUGCUCUACUGUGAUAUAGCUCCGGCUGAUUUUGAUAACACCAAGCGUUGCUUUAUCACGGCUGACCAACCCCAUUAUAAUCCUAAUGUAAUGCCUGGUCAGAAUAUACAUGCCAGCCUUUCUUGCCAUACAAUGCAAUCCAAACACGUUUGGGUGGUUAACGUGAUAUCCCAGAUUGUUUUCAACACAUCAUCCGAAAUCAACUUUGAAAUCUUCAUUUGCAGGAAGCCUGAACAACUUCAUAAGCGAUAUUAUAAGGAUUUCUAUGGUAAUUUUGCUCAGAAUUUGGAUGUCCAGCAUUUCACCACUUUGGAUCUUUGGAAUCAGCCUCCUCUUUUCAUUCCAUGCAAGGAACAUCCAGUUCAUUUGGUGAUUCUGACACAUGGACUCUAUUCCAACACUACCGCCGAUAUGUUUUACAUGAAGCAGCGUAUCCAGCAAAUGUGUGCGAGAACUGGAGAAAAUAUAGUGAUUAGAGGAUUCACUGGUAACGUUUGUAAAACGGAAAGAGGCGUGAAAUAUCUUGGACGAAGGUUAGCUGAAUGGAUUGUCAAGACAGUCGUGCCUGAAAUUGGACAGGUGAUGAAAAUCUCGUUUAUAGCGCACUCUUUGGGAGGUCUAGUUCAAACUUUCGCAAUUGCAUACAUCCAGCAUAAUUAUCCUAAUUUCUUCCACACGGUCCAUCCAGAGAAUUUUGUUGCUAUGGCUUCCCCGUUAUUGGGAAUAUCAAACGAAAAUCCAGCAUAUGUGAAACUGUUUCUUUCAAUGGGUGUUGUUGGAAAGACAGGACAGGAUUUGGGAUUGCAAAGCAGUAAGCCGCUACUUCUUUUAUUACCAUCCAAGGCUACACGCAAGGUAUUGAGAAAAUUCAAGAGAAGGACUGUUUAUGCGAAUACUUUGCACGAUGGCAUUGUGCCAUUAAGAACCGCUGCUCUACUUUUUUUGGACUGGAACGGUCUUGCUCAAAUGUACGGCACUUUAAAACUGAGUGGUUCUUUGAAUCCAAACUAUGAAAAUCUGGAAGAAGCGGCCAGCUCCGAUGAGCAUGUGAGUGAGAUCCCUGCAAAUGUGGAAAGAGAGGAAGAUGAUGAGAAUCAAGAUCAGGAUCAAGUUAUUGCUGAAUCAACAGGUAAUAGUUUGUCAGAUUCUGCUGGAAUUGAGGUCGCUGCGGAAGGUCCUGAUGGAAAUGGUCAGGGAAUGCUGGAUUUGAUUAAAGCAAAGCUUCAGUCUUGGGUGAGUACAACUCCAAGUACUGCAGGUAAUACAAGAAUGUCAAAGAAGGUUAAAAGAUAUCAGAGAUUUCAAACCACUAUAGAUGAUGAUGAUGGAGAUGUCAGCGACGUGCAGAAAGUUCCGGCAACACCCAUUCCUAAGACUAAUAUUCUUUCUGGUUUGAGCCGUGUCUUGUUACCGCCUAGACCGGAUUCGGAUUUCAUUCUUGAUCCUUCUACGAGAAAUAAUGUUAUUUUGCAUGACAAAAUCUAUAGGCCAAGCAUGAUUCCGAAACCUAAGAUAUCGAAAUCGAACUCCUUCAUAAAUUCGAUGGAUACAACGAGUAGACAGAGAAUGCUGGAGGAGAAGAUCGCAAGAAAAUGGCAUAAGGGACUGACCUGGAGGAAAGUGUUGGUGAAUAUUCCACCAGAUGCUCAUAAUAACAUGAUUGUGAGAAGGAAUUUUGCUAAUGCAUACGGAUGGCCCGUUGUACAGCAUAUGGUAGAGAGUCAUUUUGGGGAAAAAUGCUAUAAAGGAGAAGACUGGGGUGAUUUUGCAUUAAAUCCUGAAGAUGAGGCUUCUGAUAGUGAUGAAGGUGAUCUGGGGAUAGAAGAAAAGAUGUCAAAAAUACUGGAUAAAGAGCACGCUAAGUCUAUCGCUGAGAGCAAUAAGAGUACACAAAUACCAGUUAAACCUAACCCUAAGCGGCAACCAAUUGCAUCUACUGAUCAGGAGGAGGAGGAGGAGGAUGACGAAGACGAGAGCUGGAUGGACGAUAAUAAUUCGAUUAUUUACGAUGGUCCUACAGGAAUGCUAAAUACGAUCCCUGAAGGAGUGAGUGGACAGGUGGAAGCCUUAAAGAAGACUAUAUUCUUUGAUGAGGAAGAUAAAACAGAUCUUCAUGAGCAUAAAAAUUAUAAAUUAGAUCCAAGUGAAGAAGAUGCGAAGAGCACCUUUGCUAAUGACCCAUCACAAUUGAUGAAUAAUUAUUUAUAA